GCUGGAGAUUGGCAAAGGAAAAACAAACAUCAUGUCCGACCUCCCAGGCUUCGAUAACUACUUUAAUCUAACCGGCAAGGUCGCGCUGGUGACUGGCGGCUCGCGCGGCCUGGGCCUACACAUCGCGACGGCCCUCCUCCGCGCCGGCGCCCGCACAGUCUUCAUAACUGCCCGCAAAGAACCCGGCGUGCGCGAAGCCGUCGACAAGCUAAACGCCCUGCCCGGAAUAAAGGGCAAAGCCAUCGGGAUCGCCGCGAAUGUCUCGGCGACAGAGGAGAUCCAGGCGCUUGUCGAGCAGGUGAAGCAGAAAGAGUCGCAGCUCGAUAUCCUGAUUGCGAAUGCGGGCGCGACGUGGGGUGGGCCGUUUGAGAGCUCGCCGGAUUGGGCGAGUCAGAAGGUUGUGGAUUUGAAUGUGAGGGGGGUUUUUAAUCUGGUGCGAUUAUUCACGCCUAUGCUCCAAGCAUCCGGAACACCCACCUCCCCCUCACGCGUCGUAAUUGUCAGUUCCGUCGCGGGCUCUGUGGUCUCGCACACGGGUGAGAACGGCACAAUCAUGUACUCGGCCUCGAAAGCCGCAGCGACGCAUCUCGCGCGGAACCUCGCCGUCGAACUGGGUCCCAAGAAUAUCACGGCAAACAGUCUCUCGCCGGGAUUCUUCCCCUCGAAGCUGGCGAAUGGACUCAUUGAGAAGUUGGGUGGUGAGGAGGAGUUGCGGAAGGGGUAUCCGAGGCAAAGAUUGGGGGUUCCGGAUGAUAUCGGGGCUUCGGUGUUGUUUUUGGUUAGUCCGGGGGCGAAUUAUGUGACUGGAGUUGAUCUGGUUGUCGAUGGCGGAAGUCGUCUUGCGAGGGGGAAGUUGUAGACUCUGUAUUCGACAGUUCUAGUGAGAAUGAUACUAUCGAUCAUUCUUGAUCGACUUGACUGCUUUAAUGAAGUCUCUGCAUUGAUAGUGAAAGCGAACUGCGCUCUACUUGUCACUAUGCAUCUGGUCAAUAGGGCCGCAUAGUUAACCCAACAGGGUAAAGAGCAAAGUAAGACCUCUUAAUACAGCAUCU
Molecule: messenger RNA, 1052 nt
Organism: Aspergillus calidoustus
Lineage: Eukaryota; Fungi; Ascomycota; Eurotiomycetes; Eurotiales; Aspergillaceae
Source: the annotation of a GenBank genome assembly